Uloborus diversus is the source of this 4929-nucleotide messenger RNA. RefSeq lists its product as uncharacterized. Gene Ontology annotation, biological process: cell surface receptor signaling pathway; homophilic cell-cell adhesion; G protein-coupled receptor signaling pathway. Bases 1 to 4929 code for a protein of 1642 amino acids. The transcript has 20 exons. The record is from RefSeq and is a predicted model, not a curated record. Gene Ontology annotation, molecular function: protein binding; G protein-coupled receptor activity; calcium ion binding. Gene Ontology annotation, cellular component: membrane. Lineage: Eukaryota; Metazoa; Arthropoda; Arachnida; Araneae; Uloboridae.
AUGGUUGCUUAUCCUAUAAACGGGUCUUUUGGAAAACUGAUUUUUCGCAACCCAUUGCAUGAUCCAAGAAUAUAUGAGCAAGCACCACCGGGCGUUCACGUAGCAACAGUGCAUGCUUACGACCCAGGAAGGAAGUCUGUACAGUACAAUUUGUUGGAUGUCAGGGACCAUAUAUAUUUCAGCGUAGAAUCAUCAUCAGGAAAUAUAACAACAGCAAAGCAGAUUGAUAAGAAAGUUGGAGAAUCAUACGAGAUCAUUGCCGUUGCAAUCAGUCAAGGAGAAACCAAAUUGAAGCAGCUUCAGGUGACAGUCACUGAAUUCAAUGUCCAUCCUCCAGUAUUUGAACACGACGUAUAUCGUGGCGAACUACAUGUUCGUUCCAAGGUUGGAGCAACCGUUCUCAGGGUGCGGGCUCUUGAUGAAGAUCCCCUGCCUUACAACGCGGAGGUCUACUACCAACUGGACCAACCUGAUGAUCCUCGAGGAAGAUUUAUCAUCGAACCUCGAACUGGAGUUCUUACACUCGCUAGAUCCUUGGAGGUUGGGACAUCAGAACCAACUGUUGAACUUGGAGUCCUUGCUGUUGAUGGUGGUUCACCUAAAAGAUAUGAUUACUCAAGAAUUGAAAUCCUCAUCAAAACAAUCUCAGAACCAAGAGAAGUUCGUUCCGCAAAUGCUACAGGAUCUACAGUCCAAGUCUGUUGGAUGCGUCCCGAGUACGGUCAAGUACUUGGGUACAUCAUCAAGUACAGAGAAGUAAAAAACCCGCAUGGGGCUCCGUCCUUUUUGAAUAUCACUUCGGACGCCAUGUCAAAAUGCUCAACGCUGGUGGAACUGAAACCAUGGACAGAUUACGAGUACAGAGUCUAUGGCUGGAACAGAUACGAGACCGGACUGGGAAGUACAGUUGGAAGAUUCGGAACAAGACCAGACUAUUGCCAAAUGAGUAUCUGUCAACACGGAGAAUGCCACGUCCUCAACGAAGAACCAGGAUACCAUUGUGACUGCGAAACAGGUUGGUUCGGCGACGUAUGCGACAAGUUCGACUCCUGUUCCCUCAGCCCUUGUGAGAAUUUCGGCAUCUGUCGUAACGUCUCUAGCCACAAGUACCGCUGCGAUUGUCUCUCGGGAUUUUCCGGACAGAACUGCAGUGAUUUCAAUCCCUGUGCCCUGAGGCCAUCCCCGUGCCAACAUGGUGGUCGCUGUGAGAGUACAGCCAGCCACAAGUAUCAGUGCUACUGCACCAAGGGAUACUACGGGAAAACGUGUCAGUUCUUCGAUCCAUGCUCUCUGGAGCCUUGCCAGAAUGGCGGCAAGUGCUUAAACGCUUCUCAAGUGGAUUACAAAUGCAAUUGUGUUCCGGGUUAUACUGGUAAACAAUGCGAGAUCGACAUCGACGAAUGUGCUUCAAAUCCCUGCAAACAUGGCGCCACCUGUCGGGACGCAGUGAACGCAUUCCACUGCCAUUGUCCCAAAGGAUACAAAGGGAAGCGAUGCCAUCAAGUUGAGCACUGCUCCACCGAUACGACCUACAGCACGAAGGGUAUAUUUCGUUGGAACUCCACAUCCCACGGGAGGACCCUGGCGAUAGAAUGUCCCUUCGGUUCCACGUAUCUUGAGCGGGAAUCGGCGACAGGCGCUGCCAGGAGGCGAUGCUUUCUCUUGUCCAAUGGAUCAGUUGCCUGGGGACCUGUGGACUUGGAGAAUUGCAGAGAAGAGAGCUUCAAAAACGCAGAAGAUUUGACUGGGGAGCUUUGGAUGCUAACAGAAGAUCCGAAGCAUCUCAAUGUGGAGCGUCUCCAAGCGGCAACCAAACAAAUAGAAGGAGUGAUUGAAUAUGCUAUUUAUGACAAAAAGAUUGCGCAAAAUAUGCUCUCUAUAGUGAGCAAUAUGUUGGCCAUCAAUGAAUCGCUGUUAAGGCUUGGAGAUUUGAAUGGUACUACAGCAACUAGAGUAACCAAUCUGGUCGAUCGAUUUGCUUCUGAAGUUAAACUACAACGUGGAGAGAGUCUAAUGCUUCAGACAGAAAACUUGGUCGUGAAAUCGGUUUCUUGGGAUCCAGAAGUUAGUGACCUUUCCAACGAAGACCUUACUUUUUCUGUACAUUACCAAGCUAGACAAAGAAGAGGCUUCUCGGGUAAUAAGGGAAGAUACAGACCCCUACCACCUUCACAGACGUUCUGGGACGAAAUGCAGGAUGAAAGCACAACAUCAUUUUACAAUGAUGCUGAACUGACGAUACCCAUAGAAGCUCUUCUUAUGGCUCAGAAUCAGUCAUCUCAGGAACUCAGGAUUAAGUUCAUAGCUUACAAAAAUGAUAAAUUUUUCAGGGAAAAACAGAGUGUCAGAUGGAGACAGUGUGAAGAGAUUCAUGGGUACAGAUCUCGUUACAACUGCCUGCACGCUGAAACAACUGGAUUUCCUGGUCGAAGAGUUUUACAAGCAAGUAUUACAAACGUAACAGUUGCUAAUUUAUCGGACCCAGUCAUGUACAUUAUGCCAUCACCUAUUAACGUUAGAGUGUUCUGCGGAUAUUGGAAGGAAAAUGAAAGAGUCUGGUCAACCGAUGGAUUAAUAACGAAUCAGAGUGGAAAUUCAACAAUAUGUCUUUCUUCUCACAUGACAGCAUUUUCCUUGUUGCUGGAUCCAACACCGAACGAAGGAAUCUCUUCGGAUCAUUUACUCACUUUGUCGAUUAUUUCUUACAUCGGCUGUGGACUCUCGAUGCUGGGAUUAUUGCUUACAAUUGUGACCUACUCAAUGUUUAGGUGUCUGAAUCGAGACCACCCGGGACAAAUACUUCUCCAUCUAUGCAUCUCGAUGCUGCUGAUGAAUCUCGUGUUUGUGAUUGGUUCACAACGAGGACGAGCCCUAGGCGGCGUCGACGUCUGCGUCUCUGUGGCUGUACUCGUCCAUUAUUUCCUGCUUUCGACGCUGGCCUGGAUGUGCGUCGAAGCCGUCAAUAUGUACCAACUACUGGUGCAUGUAUUUGCAUCUUCGGAGUCUCAUUUUAUGCUGAAAAGAGCUAUAUUAGCUUGGGGUAUUCCAUUCAUAAUUGUUGGUAUUACUGUACUGAUGGAUUGGGAGGUUUAUUACAAUCAAAAUGAAUAUUGCAUGCUGUCUGCUGCCAAUCCAUAUGUGUAUUACAUCAGCUUUCUGGGUCCUUCGUGCCUCAUUCUGUUCGUGAACCUAACCGUAUUCCUGAUGGUAACGCGAGUCCUGUUCACGCCAAGAAACGUGUCCGCAAAGAAGCCUCCCCAGUGCAGCAAGAAAGAAAAGUUUUUAGUCACGACUGCGCAAGUGAAAGGGGCUUUUACUGUCAUGGUUUUACUUGGAGUGUCAUGGGUUUUUGGAGCUUUUGCAGUGGGUGAAGCUAGAUUGGUGUUUCAGUAUAUUUUCUGUAUUUCCAACUCCUUGCAAGGAUUUUUAAUUUUUCUCGUCAGAUGUCUUCAGUAUCCUGAGGCUAAAAGUGCUUGGUACCAACUGCUUAAAACUGGUACUUUCAAGAAAUACCGGGGCAUGGUGCCUCCUGGCAGUUGGUCCGGAAACUCGAACUCCGGUCACAACAAGCAGAAUGGACAUUCGACGACCACUCGACUGGGCAGCCAGGAUGUUACAAAUGCUCCUUUCAAUACCAAUACCUUCUGGGGGCAGGAGAAAGCACCCAUGGAUGUGACAACAUCUAUUGUCAAAGACGAUUGUGGGGAUGCUGCCUACUGCGACGAUGUCGUCAAAGCUCCAUCGAGCAUGGGCUUGGAUUAUGCCACUGUCACAAGGGGUUCGGCACAACUUCUCACUUUCAGCAAUAGUGGAAAUACUUUAAAGAGUAAUACCAGUAAAGAGGACAAGUCAAGGAGGCCGUCAAAGAAUCGGAGCAUCAGCCGAUCCAAUUCUGAAUCAUCCCAAGACCAAUCGAAAACAAGUGGUGAAUAUAUGGGACCAGAAGUAACAAGCAGCCACUAUACAUUCGGAUUGAAUCCUUCGGUGGUAGUUGAAGCUGCUGAUGAUGACGACAAUCGUUCUUUUCGUGGUAAAUUAAAUGAUGAAGAAAACAAAGACGACCAAUUAGCCUCGCUUCCCACAGAGCCUAAAAGUCGAAGUUCAUACGGAUCAUCCAUUGGUUACAUCGACGAUGAAGCAGAACGCCGCAGUGUCAUUGCUGCCAGCACACUUGACCGGAAAGCCUUUGCUUCAAAGACAACAAAUGUCUUUGGGCACAUUAAACCAGAUUCACCACCCGAUUUAGAAAAGCAAAACUCUUGGCCUCGAACGUUGAGCUCAUUCAUGGGUGGCAAAGAGCAAGUGAAGUACACGACACCGGAUAGCAUUCAUGGUUCAACUUUAGGCAAACGUAGUUUAGUCGAAGGCCAAGAUAGACUUUCGUGUCAAGUCAUACCACUUCAAGUCAGACCAUCUACACCAUCAAUCGUGCCCUCGUAUUCACCUUCCCACAGAGACAGUGACCUCACACAAGUUAGUCCACAUUCAUCUUUUAGUGAUACUGCAUCUCUACCGGAACGCACUUCCGAUCAUCAUCACCAUGUUCACCACCAUCAUCUGCACCACAUCUUGCCUGAUAGAUUCAUACAUAAUGCUACACCCACCGAUCAUAUACCAGAGCUCAUGAUUACCCCCACGGGCCAUAACCAUGAGACCUCAGAUUUGCCUCGCGUUUCUGGCUGGCGUACAGCUUCUAUGGACAGCGACGAUGCACUAGUUGAGGACAACUGCGAUGUGUCCAUCUCUGGACCUGCAACCCAUGUAUUUGUGCCCCAACCAUCUGCUUCCAUGGAUAGUAACACUGUCCUUGAAGAAGAUGAGGAUGAUCUUUCUCCACCUGACCAAGAAACUUUUAGGAUAUGGGAACGGCAAGGUCUUGUUUCUCCUAGUGAAGCCAUGUUCAUAGAUUUGGCUGCUUCUAGAUUGUGA